UUUGAAAGCGUCUACUGUUAUGGGAAUGACAACAACAGGGGCAGCGAAGUACAGAAAAAUACUUCAGAGGGUAAAACCACAGAUAAUAAUUGUCGAAGAGGCAGCGGAAAUUCUUGAAUCACACAUAGUAACUACUCUGGGUGACAGUUGUAAGCAUUUGAUACUGAUUGGCGACCACAAACAACUACGUCCUUCUACGACAGUAUAUGAACUUGCCAAAAAAUAUGAAAUGGACAUAUCUUUAUUUGAGAGGAUGGUUAGAAAUGGGGUUCCGUGUAUAACUCUUGAAGAGCAGCAUUGCAUGCGCCCAGAGAUAUCAAAAUUAUUGCGUCGUGAAAAGCUUUACCCGACGUUACGCGACCACGAAACUGUAUUGAGGUAUGAUAAAGUAAAAGGUGUUGAUGUAAAUAUACAAUUUAUUACCCAUGAAGAGGAAGAAUAUUUCUCAGGAGAUUCGACAAGUUACUUAAAUCCACAUGAAGCUAGAUACAUUUCCGCUCUGUGUAGAUAUUUUCUAAAUCAAGGUUAUCCAAAGGAAAAUAUAACUAUACUUACUCCAUAUAUGGGACAAGUGUUGUUACUGCGCAAUGAAAUGCCAAAAUCAGUUUUUGAUGGGGUAAGAAUAACAGCUGUGGAUAAUUUCCAGGGUGAGGAAAAUGACAUAAUUGUGCUGUCGCUUGUUCGAAGCAGUUUGGAAAUCAAUGUCAGUAAGAGAAACCCGAUCGGAUUUGUGGGUAUUGAAAAUCGGAUAUGCGUUGCGCUAUCGAGGGCUAAAUAUGGUCUUUUUGUUCUUGGAAAUUUCAAACUGCUUGAAAGAAGCAGUCAACUAUGGAAGGAAAUAAUCGUAGAGUUGAGAAAAGCAAAUUUGGUCAAGCCAUAUUUAACACUAAGAUGUGAAAAUCAUCCAGAAAUGUAUACAUAUGCCUCAACUGCACACGAUUUUGAAAACGUUCCUAUUGGUGGAUGCAACAAGCCGUGUGGAAAAUACCUACCCUGUGGACACAUCUGCCCAAGGUCUUGUCAUGUUGUUGACAUACUACACGAACAUGUAACAUGUUACAGGCCAUGUAAGAAAAUCAACCCGAACUGCACAUUAGGACAUCAAUGUACAAAAAAAUGUCAUCAGAAGUGUGGAGAUUGUAAAAUUGUGGUUGUGAAAGUUAUUCCGAUGUGUCGUCAUUUGGCAGAACUUCCGUGUCAUUUGGACCCGUUCACGGGAUUUGCAAUGCAGUCUGUGAAGUAAUUUUGCCUUGUGGUCACUCUUGUGAUCAGAUAUGCAAUACGUGUAAUUCACAUGCACA
Molecule: messenger RNA, 1301 nt
Organism: Dreissena polymorpha
Lineage: Eukaryota; Metazoa; Mollusca; Bivalvia; Myida; Dreissenidae
Product: NFX1-type zinc finger-containing protein 1-like
Exons: 1
Coding region: 20-1243 (407 amino acids)
Biological process (GO): regulatory ncRNA-mediated heterochromatin formation
Cellular component (GO): nuclear RNA-directed RNA polymerase complex
Molecular function (GO): helicase activity
Source: RefSeq, a predicted model, not a curated record